GUACUUUAGUGCAGCUUCAAAAAACAAAGGGACCUCUAGGGUCUGCCCAUUUAUCGUGGGAUCAACAUUAUUUUCUGCUAGGAUGACAGGGGUGAGUGAGGUAUUAUACCGAAAGAUACAUUUUUUUCUUCCGCAUUCUGAGAUUGGUGUAGGAUCGUGAAUAUUACAGGAAUUGAAUGAUAAAAACGUGUCAUGAGUUUCAAAGGAGACAGGAGAAUAAAUUAAAAGCGGAGUAAUUGAAAUUGCAUUCAGAUUAACGGGAGAUAACUUGACAUAGGUGAGUAAUUUCAAGUCUUGUUCCACCAGUGACACUUUCCGGUUUCUUCGUGUUUCGUUUCAAUUUUCCGUGUCAGUUUUUACAUUUCCUUUGUGAAACAGUUCCAUACAGAGAUUAUUUAAUGUAGACGAAGAUUUAGAAGAAAUGGGAAACAGAAAUUAGUAAUUUACGGCGAAAUGCAAAAUAUCAGACAACUGUGACAUGAAAGAAUUGCUUACGUCAGAUUCAUCAUCAACAUUAAUUAUCUCUUAAAGACUAAAGAAAAACGUUACAUGCAACAAAUAUAUAACUCAAUGGUAAACUACAGUGAAAUAUUUCUUCUGAAUGGAGAUUAAUGGCAACAUUUCUCUCCUGUACAGUCUGUAAUAUGUACAAGAUGGAUGAAGUUUCAAAUAUGUUUGUGGCAUCUUCAGAUAUUGGUGAAAACAGAGUUGAUGGGAAAACAGCUGUAAAAAAUUUUAAAGAAAUCAACGAUAAAAAGUGAAAUAAGAAAAUAAACAUUGUUCUGAGAAGAGAAAACUAUUGAAACGACGGAUACUGUUAAAGACUUAAAGGAUUGAUUUAUUAUUUUGUUGAAGAGAUGCAGAAAGUGACCGAAAAAUCCUACCAUUGUGAUAUCUGCCAAAAAUCAUUUUGCCUGAAAGGUAACCUCAUUAAACACAAAUGUGUUAGUAGAGGUGAGAAACCAUAUCGUUGUGAUAUUUGUGGUAAAUCUUUCCCUAUAAAUAGUCACUUGGCUAUACACAAACGCAUUCACACAGGGGAGAGGCCAUAUCACUGUGAUAUCUGUGGUAAAUCUUUCUCUCUAAGUGGUAAUUUAACUGUACACAAACGUAUACAUACAGGAGAGAAACCACAUCCCUGUGAUAUUUGUGGUAAAUCAUUCUCUGAUUCUAGUCACUUAAAUACACACAAACUCAUUCAUACUGGAGAGAAGCCAUAUCAUUGCGAUGUUUGUGAUAAAUCAUUCUCUAAAAAUGGAGAUUUAACUAAACACAUACGUAUUCAUACAGGAGAGAAGCCAUAUCACUGUGAUAUCUGUGAUAAAUCAUUCUCUCAAAGUAGUGAUUUAACCAGACACAAACGUAUUCAUUCAGGUGACAGACCAUAUCACUGUGACGUUUGUGGUAAAUCAUUCUCUGUAAGUUGUCAUUUAACUAUACACAAACGCGUUCAUACUGGGGAGAAGCCAUAUGACUGUGGUAUCUGCGGUAAAUCAUUCUCUGAAGCUAGUCACAUAGCUAAACACAAACGUAUUCAUUUAGAGGACAAACCAUAUCGGUGUGAUAUCUGUAAUAAAGCAUUUUCUGAAACUAGUGAUUUAACUAAACACAAACGCAUUCACACAGGAGAAAAACCAUUUAACUGUGAUGUUUGUGGUAAAUCAUUCUCUCAGAUUAAUACUUUACAGACUCACAAACAUAUUCAUUCAGGAGAAAAACCUUAUCACUGUGAUACCUGUGGUAAAUCAUUCUCUCAAAAAAAUACUUUAGGCGCUCACAAACGCAUUCACACAGGAGAAAAACCAUACAACUGUGAUAUCUGUAGUAAAUCAUUCUCUCAGAUCAAUACCUUACGCACUCACAAACAUAUUCAUUCAGGAGAAAAACCUUAUAGCUGUGAUAUUUGCAGUAGAUCAUUCUCUUAUAAAAGCCAGUUAGCUUCACAUGUAGCUAUUCAUUUAGGACUAUGACUGACAGUGUUCAAAUUCAUUACUUAACACAACAAACUUUCUAAGACCAUUCCCCCCAACACACACACACACACACUAAAACAAUGUUUACUCUGAAUCUUACCUAUUCAGUAAUCUCAUUUUGAUCCCUUUUUUGAAAUAAUAUCUUAAAGCUGGAUCCCUUCCCUGUUGCCAGUCUUGUAAGCACCAUUUACACUACUUACACAAGGUAUACUAUCUUGUAAAGCCAUGAUACAAUUUGUCAAAGUUCUUUCUCUGAAAAGUUAUACAAUCAUCAAUGUAUUCCACAAAGAAGGAAAAUAUGUGUGGUACCUACCUCUGAACAUUAUCGGGCCAUGAGUCAGAAAAUAAUGUAAUGUUUAUAUGCAUUACUUUUUGAUCUACCUUUGUAUAUAUGUUGUUGAGUCAAAAACUAAUUCAAAUUAAAGUACUGUAUCUGCAUUGGUGUAAUAACUUAUCUCUGUAAUAUUUCUAAUAAAAGUAAUUUAUUCAUUA
Molecule: messenger RNA, 2465 nt
Organism: Octopus bimaculoides (California two-spot octopus)
Lineage: Eukaryota; Metazoa; Mollusca; Cephalopoda; Octopoda; Octopodidae
Biological process (GO): regulation of transcription by RNA polymerase II
Cellular component (GO): nucleus
Molecular function (GO): RNA polymerase II cis-regulatory region sequence-specific DNA binding; DNA-binding transcription activator activity, RNA polymerase II-specific
Source: RefSeq, a predicted model, not a curated record